AUGGCAUCUAUGCGUUGUGUAUAUAUUUGUACUCUUCUUUGGGUUCUCUAUGUGAACUGUCGCGAAGCACAAUAUCAUGAUCAGGACUUUGAUGUGAACCUGCCGGGCUAUUUGUAUAGUCUUGGAGCGCGAAAGUACGUUGGGAUUGACCCGGUGGGGAAGACUCGGCUAAUCGUCAUUGAUAAUCCUAACAAAGCCAUUAAGCUCCGAACAUAUUUAUCUGGAGUCUCAGCCUACCCAGGCUUAGUCUUUAUGGAAGAUAAUGGCACAUGGCCUGAUGACCGGGCUGGAUAUCUUCCGGUUUCGCAAGACCUGGCAAACAAGAGGAUAUUGGAGGCCUGUCCGGAUAUUGGGCUCGGAAAGAUAAUUGUAAGUCCUUACAAUGCCGGAAUACAUACGCGGUUUACAGUGACUCCGCCUAUUCUGCUGAACGAGAAUGCCUUCCAAGUUAUAGGAGGCAGGUAUUGUCUUACGGUUGACAAGGACUCUUCUAUGAUUACGCUAGCUGCCUGUGCUCCUGCGGGAUCUAGACAGCUAACCCAGCUGUUCUCUUGGGUGAAUAAGAACGACUUUAACCGCGGCAAAGACCCCAUUACGUACCAGCCAAACCCUGACCUAUACGUUUCCAAGAUCACUCCCGAUCAACAGGAGGGUAUUCUCAGGAGGUUAUGCAGCCGAUACAAGCCGGUGCGCAUGGAUGUUUCUGGUCUGAGCUCACCAACUAAUCUGCCGUACCCCGAUCCCUAUCUUCACUACAACACGGCUGGUGAUGUUCCUCGAUAUUGCCGAGGUUAUUUGCUUAGAAACGAUCCUACCUUCGUUGAUUAA
Nematocida homosporus is the source of this 828-nucleotide messenger RNA. RefSeq lists its product as uncharacterized. Lineage: Eukaryota; Fungi; Microsporidia. The record is from RefSeq and is a predicted model, not a curated record. The transcript has a single exon. Bases 1 to 828 code for a protein of 275 amino acids.